Molecule: messenger RNA, 2683 nt
Organism: Gamsiella multidivaricata
Lineage: Eukaryota; Fungi; Mortierellomycota; Mortierellomycetes; Mortierellales; Mortierellaceae
Product: sulfate transporter family-domain-containing protein
Exons: 5
Coding region: 454-2478 (674 amino acids)
Biological process (GO): transmembrane transport
Cellular component (GO): membrane
Molecular function (GO): sulfate transmembrane transporter activity
Source: RefSeq, a predicted model, not a curated record
GGUUAUGGUUGCGCUCUAGAGCGAAGGCAAUGAGGAUGGGGACGAGAGUGAGAGUGCUUCUCCCAAUGCGGAUCAAGUAUUCGCCGCUGGUUUUCUCUUUUUUCUUUGCUUGGCGGAUGUUUUGUUUGCAUACUGUUUUCUGUGUGUGUGUAGUUUACCUUCUUUUUUUUCUUUCCUUUUGCACACUCCCCCGAUCUUUUAUCUUUUUUGGUUUUGUGUCCCACCUUAUUUUCUUUUUCCUUGCCCUUUUACCCCACGCUCUUUUAUUCUUCCUCUCUCAUUCCCACUCUCUCUUUUACACAUCACCCGCUCCUCGGCAUUCCUCCAUUCCCUCUUUCUUACUUCCCUCCCCCCCUCCCCCUCCCCUCCAAGGCACCCCCCUCCUCCUCCUCUUCCCUCUGCCGCAGUCAUUGCCUUUACUUAAACAGCUCUCUGCUUCAAGGAACACCGGCCAUGACACGCUCCAACGGCCAGUCCUCCCGCACUAGCCCUCGGUAUUCUCCUGUCCAUGUGGAUAGCUCCGAGAGCGAAGAUGACACCACCACCAACGAGCGCACGCCCUUUGUCAAGCGCGGCCGAGCAUACCAGCAGCCCGAUGACGACGAGGAGUUGUCAAUGACUCCGGGCGCGGAUAUCUGGUCGACCUUCAAGACCAGACUGCGAUACUACGUCCCUGUCUUCCGCUGGCUCCCCCAUUAUUCCAUAGACAGCCUCGGCCACGAUUUCAUCGCCGGUCUGACCGUAGCCUGCUUGAUCAUUCCCCAGAGUUUGUCAUAUGCGACCGCGCUAGCCCGCCUGGAACCAGUCCACGGCUUGUACUCGGCCUUUGUCCCGGGAGUCAUCUACGCCAUCUUUGGUACCUCACGUCAGCUGUCUGUCGGGCCUGAGGCGCUCGUGUCUAUGCUGGUCGGAACUGCAAUCGCACAGCAGCAACAUGCCAGUGGAAGCACGGAUCCCAAGACAGCAUUGGCGAUCGGAUGUUUCAUUACGCUGUUUGUCGGACUUUUCACCUUCUUUUUGGGCUUUGUGCGACUUGGGUUCUUGGACUCUGUCCUGUCCAGGGCAUUGCUGCGAGGCUUCAUCACUGCGGUUGCCGUUGUUGUCAUCAUCGAGCAGUCGAUCACCCUCUUUGGACUCAAGGCGCUUGCAGAGGAAUUCGGCAUUGGAGAGCAAUCCUCAACGGUCGAGAAGUUGGUGUUCAUUGUCGAGCAUUUCAGCAAAAUCCACCCCUUGACUACCAUCGUGUCCUUCUCCAGCAUCGUCUUCCUGCUUUCGUUUGGGUCGAUCAAGAAGCGCCUCAACAAGGUGCCAGUUCUGCAGUUCAUUCCCGAGAUCCUGCUCUGUGUGAUCCUCUACACCGUCCUUACCGCCAUCUUCCGCUGGGACAAGGACGGACUUGCUAUCCUGGGCGCCACCAAGGCAGCGCGCAUCCAACUCCCAUCCAUUCCAGCUGCACCAGAGGGCGUCAAUGUGCGUGCCCUCUUCGGCACAUCGGUGCUGAUCUCCAUCAUUGGAUUCGUCGAGUCGAUCGUGAUCACGAAGCAGUAUGCAACCAAGCACAACUACUCUGUCAGUCCCAACCGUGAGCUCGUCGCUAUGGGUGUCGCCAAUGUCGCUGGCGGUCUCUUCCAAGCCAUCCCCGCUUUCGGAUCGCUCUCUCGUAGCAAGAUCAACGACAAGGCCGGUGCGCGUACUCAGCUCGCUGGAUUCAUCACUGCGCUCAUUGUCCUUUUGGCCAUCUUCUUCCUUCUGCCGUACUUUUUCUACCUUCCCAAGGCGGUCUUGGCGGGCAUCAUCUGUGUCGCUGCCUUGUCUCUGCUGUCGGAGGCCCCCCAUGACAUCAAGUUCAUGUGGCAGAUCCAGGCAUGGUCUGAUUUGGGAUUGUUGCUCUUGACGUUUAUCGCGACCAUCUCGGUCUCUGUCGAGGCUGGAACUUUGAUUGCCAUUGCUCUGUCGUUCCUGUUGGUCAUCAAGACCUCGACCUACCCAAGAAUCACCAUCAUGGGCCGUAUGCCUGGCACUAAGGGCAAAUUCCGCCCAAUCAAGGACUACCCGGGCAUUGCAGAACACAUUGACGGCGUUCUUAUUAUCAAAGUUGAGGAAGGGCUGUACUUUGCCAACACGGGUCAGCUCAAGGACAGACUGCAUCGUUUGGAGGUCUUUGGCGACAUGAGCGUCCAUCCAUCAGAAGAGGCCCGUCUCAACCCCGUUUCGCAUGUUAUUUUCGAUGUUGAGAACAUGCCCUAUUUGGAUGCCAGUGCUGCUCAAAUCCUGCUCGAGAUCGUGGAGGCGUACCAUGCUCGCCACAUCAAGGUGUACUUUGUCAAGUUGCGAGAAAACUCACGGGAACUGUUCAUCAACAGCGAGCUCCUGGACCGUGCGGGUGGUGAGGCCCAUCUGUUCGGAAGGACGGCGGAUGCGAUGGAAUAUAUCGAGCAUGAGACCCUGGCGUUGAAUGAGAAUGAGCGCCAGGUGUAGGCAACCCGGCCCCAGAGAGGUGUUUCUUAUUUCUUAUUAUAGAUCUACCUAUCAUUCAUCAAUCAUUCGUUUCUUUUACAUAACAACCAUACCUCAUCUUUUUCUUUGUUUUCAACAGAACCUAUUGUAUACACCAGAUGCGUAGAAACAAAGCAUGAUCUCUAUUAGAUAAAAAAAGCCUACAAAGGUACUAUAUCUUAGAGGA